Molecule: messenger RNA, 1895 nt
Organism: Folsomia candida
Lineage: Eukaryota; Metazoa; Arthropoda; Collembola; Entomobryomorpha; Isotomidae
Exons: 2
Coding region: 132-1817 (561 amino acids)
Source: RefSeq, a predicted model, not a curated record
AUAUCCACAAAUGUAACGGGCAGAUACCUACAUAAAUAAGUAACGGGCCCUUUAAAAUUUUCCUCCCUGCCUCAAAAAUAAGGGCUCUCACUCAAAGUCAGUCUCAUCCUGACUUUACUCCGACAAACAUCAUGACGCCACUACCAAUUGCUAUCCUUUUUGCCAUAAUUUCUGUUACCCAGUCACAUCCACACCCACUUUCCUCCUCCUCCUCAGAAAUACCAGAAUCGCAACCAGCGUCGUCGUCAUGGGUGGAUGCCACCGUCUUCCCUGGGUUCUCAAUCACGCAAGCAUUCUCAUCCCCAUCAGUUUCAGUACUGUCGAGAUCAGAAGUGGAACCAGUCCUCCCCCUGAAGAAUAAGGAAGACAGCACAGCUAUCCAGAUCGAAGGGCAGGCUGAACCACUAGAGAAGACACCAGAAGAAGUUGCACCACUGGAGAAAACACCACCAGAAGUUGUACCACUGGAGAAGACAUCACCAGAAACCGUAUCACUGGAGAGCAUACCAGAAGCAGGAAUGGAAACCAAUCAAACUGACAAAAUGAAGAAUCAGUCCCCCAUCUUCUCCCCCGACCCCAAUUCAACCUACCUCUUCCCCUACUUGUUCCCCGGUUCUGGCGCUUAUCACCCAACGCUGCCCCCACUCCCAAACUUGACGUUGCCCCUCCUCCCACCAAUUAUUCAACUCCCUUCACUCCCCGGGUCCGGAAUAUCACGACCUCUCACCCAAGAAGAAGUCCAGGCUGUCAUCUCUUCUCACCUACCCUGGACGAUAGGCAAUAAGGACGAUAUGGUCAAACCCAUCAGAGCACCAGCGAAAAAACCAGUAUCAAAACCUGUCAUUGUUAACCAGCAACAACAGCAAUUACCAACCCAUCAAGUUUUUGGGGGCACGAACCGUUUCAACAUUUCUUCACCGGGGCAGGGUCAACUCUUGGUCAGUUUUGGAAAUAAGAAUUCCACGAUGACGAAAGAAGAGGAUGAAAUGUUGAGAAAGGAAUUGAUCGAAUAUUUCGGAGAUGUGUUGACCGUUUGGGAUAAAUUGCAUGAUCACGAAGGUCACAAGAAAGGUCAUGUUGAAAAUACGUCCAUUUCAAAUUCCAGUAUUGCCAAUAAUACCAAGGAUCCUGCAGAAAAUGUGUCCAUUAUUGCACCACCAGUCUUAUCCUCCUCCACGGCUUCAUUACAGUCUAACGCCACCACCCCCAAGAAACCUUCAACUGUGCCAAAAGAAAAGUCCAAACCGUCCAAACAGCGUCCCACCUACGGUAUCCAAUCUCCCUCAAAAGACACUGCCGCCCAGUCACCACCGCGACCCAUCAUCGCCACCAUUUUGAACCCAUGGGGAACUAUUCCGUCCAUAAAAUGGCCCUCGUUCACCUCCCUCGUUCACCGUCUCUUCGGCGACAGGAGAGGAAAUAAUAAGGAGAAGCCUGCCUUGCGACUGGGUCUCCCCGGUCAAGAAGCCGACAUGGCUGACACCGUCAAAGCAGCCAAUUGUGGUGUCGAUGCACCAAACACGCAACCAAUUUGUGGAUCUGGGCGGAAAGAGAGGGACGCGUGCUCGAGACUUUGUGCAAGGAACGGGUUUUCAGGGGGCAUUUGUCUCGAGGAGGUGGAGAAGUGUGUGUGCUACUUGGACGAAGGGGAGCGUUUUGGACUGCUCUUAAAGAGAGAAAAGGUGCCGGAAGUGGGGGCCGACUGUGAUCUCGGGUGUCGUAAUCUUGGUGCAUAUUCUGGAUUCUGUGGCGAUCUUCCGGGUCAUUGUUACUGCGCGGUGCCAUACAUGACUUCUCCCAAUGAGGAAUUAGCAUAAUUUAAAUAAAUACAUCAUAAUAAUUUAUUUCUGAACACUAAUUAGGUUUAAAUAAAAUGAUUAUUAUCUUAUCGUCAA